AGCGAACGUUUACAAUUUAUGUAAUGCAUCGAACAAGUGAAGGUCUAUAUGUUGUUGAUACCUUAACUGAAUUUAAUAUACCAAAUACUAAGGAUCAAUUGUACAUUUUGAAGGAAGUAAUCGAAAAUGUUUAUUUAUUUAAGAGUCGAAUAAUGGACUAUUAUCUAAUGGUUCAGAAGAUCGUUCCUUAUACCAAAGUUCAUGUUGGUAUAAAUGAAUCACCUGUUGAAGCAUCACCCUCCAAAGCUUCGAGGACUUACGAUGCUUCAAAAACUUCUGAUUAG
Molecule: messenger RNA, 284 nt
Organism: Dentiscutata erythropus
Lineage: Eukaryota; Fungi; Glomeromycota; Glomeromycetes; Diversisporales; Gigasporaceae
Source: the annotation of a GenBank genome assembly